Molecule: messenger RNA, 4099 nt
Organism: Esox lucius (northern pike)
Lineage: Eukaryota; Metazoa; Chordata; Actinopteri; Esociformes; Esocidae
Gene: irf4a
Product: interferon regulatory factor 4a
Exons: 8
Coding region: 405-1808 (467 amino acids)
Biological process (GO): immune system process; regulation of transcription by RNA polymerase II
Cellular component (GO): nucleus
Molecular function (GO): RNA polymerase II cis-regulatory region sequence-specific DNA binding; protein binding; DNA-binding transcription factor activity, RNA polymerase II-specific
Source: RefSeq, a predicted model, not a curated record
AGUUCUGAAGUUGAUGCAUUGGCGUUGAUGCACUUCUUUGUAUACAUGUAAUUAUAACUUCGUUUUUCCGAUUGCAGAUUUAAGCUUACAAAACAUGAAUAUCAUUAACGUGACAAAUCCAUUCGUUUUUUGUUCUUUAAUUAAAAUAUGUUGUUUUACGUUUGCUGUUUUCUUUUGAUACAAAUACGUAAUCACCUCAACGAAUUGUUAUUUUACUGCGUUUACUCUAAAAGCUUAUACUCUAAACUAAGGAGUAAUAGACUAAUUUCCUGAAAGCAUGGCAUAUUUUAUCGAGCUAGACUUCCCUGAUAACAUGAAUCUCUAGCAUGAAAUGACAUUGGUUUCUGUUGCAUGGUAAGGGACUCAUUGCUUCCCAUAACAUAAUAUUUCCAUCCUUUUACUGCAUGCGCUUUUUGACAGAGAUGAACUUAGAGGAGGACAGCGGCGUGUCAGUGAGUUGUGGCAACGGGAAACUUAGACAGUGGCUUAUCGAUCAGAUUGACAGCAGUAGGUAUCCCGGACUGGUUUGGGAGAACGACGAAAAAAGCAUUUUUAGGAUCCCAUGGAAACAUGCUGGUAAACAGGAUUACAAUCGAGAAGAGGAUGCUGCACUCUUCAAGGCCUGGGCAUUGUUUAAAGGGAAACACAGGGAAGGAGUGGACAAACCAGACCCCCCCACAUGGAAGACCAGACUGAGAUGUGCUCUGAACAAAAGCAAUGACUUUGAUGAGCUGGUGGAUCGAAGCCAGCUAGAUAUUUCAGACCCUUACAAAGUCUACAGAAUCAUACCGGAGGGAGCUAAAAGAGGGAUCAAGAUGGCAGAAACAGCAUCUUCACAGAUGGGCACGGUGAACAGCUACCCUAUGCAAUCUUUAUACUCAUCUCCGCAAAGCCAGGUGUCCGGCAGCUACAUGGUUCCCCUGGACAGGAAGGACUGGAGGGAGUACGGCCACGUGCUGGACCAGCAGCACCAGCCGGCUCAGCACCACCAGACUGGGCACACUGAGCUGCAGUACAACCAGUGCCACUACCCUCUCAGCCGGCCCUGGCACACAGAUAACGGUUUUCAAUUCACAGGCUCGUUUUGUUCCUACCCCUCCUCAGAGUCCCAUCACACAACGUUUACAAUGGACCACAAUAUGUCUAGCAUUUCUGACUUCCGCCUGCAUGUAUCACUGUUCUACCGCGAAUCACUGGUCAAGAAAGUCACCACCUCUAGUCCUGAAGGCUGCCGGAUCACCUCUUCUCCCUGUUCUUCUUCCUCAUCCUCGUCUUCCUCUCCCUCAUCCCCCUGCCCUGAGGACAGGUUGUACAGCGGAGCAGAGACGGUGCUGUUCCCUUCCCCCUACCCCCAGUCCCAGAGGAGGGGGGCUGAGAAGCUCCUUAACGUCCUGGAGAGAGGCGUGCUUCUGUGGUUGACGUCAGACGGGCUCUAUGCCAAGCGACUGUGCCAGAGCCGAGUGUACUGGGAGGGGCCGUUAGCACCCUACACGGACAAACCCAACAAACUGGAGAAAGAACAGACGUGCAAGUUGUUUGACACCCAGCAGUUCCUUACUGAGCUGCAGGGUUAUGCCCACCACAGCCGCCCCAUGCCAAGGCACCUGGUGGUGCUGUGUUUCGGAGAUGAGUACCCAGACCCCCAACGCCAGACGAAGAUGAUCACAGCCCAGGUGGAGCCGAUGUUUGCCAGAGACCUGUUAUACAUCACGCAACAGAGCAGCAAUGCUUAUCUGAGAAGCUACACCGAGAGUUCCCCUCCCAUUCCAGGCGACUACCAGAGAACCGUGCAACACAUGCAGGAGUGACAUCAGGCCCCAAUAGCCAUGGAAAUUACUGUAGAUAGGCCAUGCGAUUUACAUGACAACUACUGACCAGUUGACAAAAUACUCCAGUCUUGGACUGAAAUGCCACACUGUCAUUUCAACAUCUGACUGUAUUGCGCCUCCAUUAAUAUUGUCAAGUCUCAUAUUAUUGAUACAUUUUGUACAGCCUUACAGUUAUUUUAUGUAGUCAAGAAAUAGUUUUAUUUUUUAUUAAAGAAUGUGAAAAACUGAAUACUUGAAUAAUUAGCUAAUCUUUUCAUUGUACAUUGCUGCUGAUACUUUUGUUUUAAUAUACUGCUCGUGAUAUGGGGAUGUGAUUUGUUUAUUUUCCUGCACAUGCCUGUGAAUAGCUGUAGAAAAUUGGUUACACUAAUUUCUCAAUAUUGAGUUUACUUUUUCAACAUUCUUCACACAAAAUUCAUUCAGUGACCACAUCCUUCAAAAUGCAUGCAUUUCCACUCAAAUUCUGGCCAGUGUUACAAAUGUUUACAUACUCUUUUCAAACCUGUUACAGCUACAUCAAAAUAUUACACAAAAACAUGAUUGCAAUUUACUACAAGUUUUAUAUUUUUUACUUAAACAUGCACCCAGCCAUGGCCACAUCAGAUAUCUCUCCUGGAUGCAAUAAAUGCUGGAUUCAUUGAGAAAUGUGCAAGGAUGGAUCAGGCAUGUAAAGAGAUUCUUUCCCAGUUGCAUUGCAAGACAGGACAGGAUAAGGUGUGAUGUGGAUGAUAAUGUGUGGACAAAUGCAGAAGACAGGGUCUGUGUUGCUACAGAUCUGUAUCGAUUGGUAGAUAUCCUAUGUGUAUGUAAAGUGCACACAUUUGAUGUAGUAUAGUUCUGGAAUAACUAGUUUCAUUUAGUUUAUUCUGGAAUAAUUUUGGAUUUAAAAAAAGAAGCAAAUUGUGGCACUUCUGAUUCAUUCUUGUAACUAUGUACAGUAAAUAGAUGCCUUUCUUGUUUUGUAAAGGAAUGUUUGCUUAUUUAUCAAAUUCAAGGAUACAUCUUGUAUCAAAAUGAUUAAUCUUGUAAUGUUAUCUUUUAGUUCUUUUUAGGUGAUUGUGUUAUGAGUGACAGUUUUCUUGUUUUGAUAGAACCUUUUUAGUGUUUUGGUACAAUGGGUGGAUUUUGUAUGAAGUGUUUUGGUAGUUUUAGUGCGUUUUGGAUGUGAAAUUACCUGUUUUGCCAAGAUGCAUGUUGGUAAAGAGAACUGUGUGAAUAGUUUUGAAAAAGUGAACUCAGUAUUGGAUGUGCGUGUAACCAAAAAACUGUAAAUGAUUUUGAUGCUGGUUCUCUAUUUGUCCUUGAUAUAUUGUUUAUGGGAAUCAUCACUGCUCUGUGCAUCAGCCUAUAAGAAUUGAAAGAGUUUGGGAGUCAUUUUAUUGUGAAGACUGUGGGGGCUGAUGCGAAAAGUCCUGAAAAAUACCUCCUGCUUUCUGGUAAUGGUACUGGAGAGCAGAGGGACUUGCUUUUAAUGAGAUAUACGUGUGUGUUACUGUAUGUUAGGGUAUGUGUGUGUUAGUGUAUUUUAGGGUAUGUGUGUGUUAGUGUAUGUUAGGGUAUGUGUGUGUUAGUGUAUGACAUGGUGAGAGUAUAGAGGAUGCGGUUGGGGGCUGGGGUACAGGGACCAAUGUGAAGUAGAGGGCGACUGACUGAAGCAGGAAACACCAGAGACAGGUGCACAGGAAGUGGAGUAGCCCUCAAGAGAAAUGAAUGCAUAGAAAAAAAGAAGACCAAUUGUAUUUGAAUGAAGAGUACACGUGGAUCAUUGGUCUCACACACAGACAAUAUCUGUGUAGAAUCUUAUGACCCUUAUGUAGAAUCUUGUGAAUCUUAUUUAAAACAAUUAUUUUGGUUCUAUCAGUGUCUUGUGGAUUAUGGCUAGAGAGCAAUUUGCAUGACUCAAAUUUAAAACUGUAACUUGGGCACCUAGGAAUGUUCACUGUGUUCUUGGUAAGCAACUUCAGGUAAACCCAGUGCUGUUGGUUAUUGUUCUGUUGAAAGGUGAAAUGAUCUUCUAGUGUCUGGUGUAAAAUACAUUGAAGCAGGUAUUCCUUUAGGAUUUUGCUUCUGCUUAGCUACAUCCCAUUUCUUUUCUUUUUUUAAACAAUCCUAAGUCUUUGCCAUUGUCAUACCAGCCACCAUUAUCCUUAAAAAUAGGAAGCCAGCUUCUCAAUUAUGUGUUGGGUUGGAUUUAUCCAUAACAUAAAGCUUUGCAUUUUGGUCCAAAUUCUGUAUUCCUUUAAUAGCCAAAUACAGCUUUUUCCUCAUCA